Messenger RNA from Trichobilharzia szidati, 9345 nucleotides. The record is from the annotation of a GenBank genome assembly. Lineage: Eukaryota; Metazoa; Platyhelminthes; Trematoda; Strigeidida; Schistosomatidae.
AUGGACGAAUCGGAUUUAUUAAAGGAUGCUAAAUAUAAGAGUUUCGUCGCUUUAGUCGACAAAUCACUGAAAAGUUUCGAAUAUUCUGCAGAAUGGGCUGAUCUCAUAUCUGCACUUGGACGCCUUAUUAAAGUUAUUCAGUCAAACACGAAAUCUGGUUACAUACCCCGAAGUUUUGUUAUUGGUAAACGCCUUGCUCAAUGUCUUCAUCCUGCUCUACCUGCUGGUGUUCACUGCAAAGCUCUGGAAUGCUACGAUGUAAUUUUUCGUACUUUGGGACCUGAACGUAUCGCCAAUGAUCUUCCUAUUUACGGUUCUGGCUUAUUCGCACUUCUUGAACCAUCUGCUAUGACAGUUAAACCGCCACUAUUUAACAUCUAUGAGGAGCAUUUACUUCCUCUUGGGAAAUCACUUCAUCCACCAUUUCUAGGGCUUUUGAAGGGUUUGUUACCGGGUUUGGAACCAGGAGCGGAAUUUUUCGAACGUGGUAAUCGAAUGCUAGAAAUGUUUAGUACCUCUGUGGGACCAGCAUUCUUUUAUACAUGCUUGUGGAAGCUUUUAAUUCAGUCUCCUUCUAUUCGACAGUAUGGUAUUUCAUUUGUUAUUAGCCAUCUAAAUAGGCGUAAACCGUUAGAAGCUCAAAGUUAUAUCUAUGGAUUGGAUAAAAAUAUUCUUGUGGAAAGUUUAUGUUGUCUAUUCGGUGACAGUGUCCUACUGGUACAACGUGAUGCUCUUGAUUUCCUUCUAUUAGCACUACCAAUUCACUUCCAUUCCAUUUCGACGACAAAUUCAAAUCCAUUUCAAUUUAUUACUGGUGAUUCAUUGACUAUGAAAGAUUUCGCCGUGUUGUGUACAGCAUCUUUGGCUAUUUUAUUACGUCGUGAUGCAUCAUUGAAUCGUCGUUUAUUUACAUGGCUCAGAGGUGGGCAGUUAGUAGAGGGAAUGGUUGUCAAUGGGGAAGAUAACCAUGUCAAGGGUGGUGUAAGUAAAGCAUCAAUGACAUGGGCAGAUGUAGUCAUGUAUAUAAAAGAUAAUGAACAUUUAAUGGCUGCUCAUGAUGUGAAUGGAAAUAUUAUGGACGACAAUUUCACUUCUCAACAUUAUUUUAAAGUGUAUUCACAAAAAAUUUUAAUUGAAUCUGUUCGUCGUUUGAUCCAGAAUCCUGUUUGUUUACCGAUCCCCUGUCAACCAAAUGAAGACAAUUUAAGCUGUUUCUCUAAAUCUGUUUUCGGAUCAGAUUUUUCAGCCUUAGUUAUAGAGCGUAGUAUUUCAGAACGUCCAUUUCGUGUUUUAGUUGGUCUUACUGAUCAUGCAGAUAUUACUAACGGAAUAUUAGAUAGUAUCUUAUUGGAUAUUUUAUGGUAUACGUAUAGAAAUUACAUGAAAUUACGUUGGCAGACAACAUGUUGGUUGAAUUCAAAUCAGUUGUCUAGCCUACGUCGUGAUCCUACCUUAACUGUAUCGGAUUUAGUGAAUCGUCCUAGUCUAAACGAGAAACUCUUGCCAAACAAUAUGAUCAGUCUAAUUAAAGAUCAUGUUUUAAUUCGGGAUAGUGCAAAGCCAUCAAGUUUACGCAUUGAUAACCAGGGUAGAAAUAUCAUGUCAUCAAAUAAUCCAUCGAAUUCAGAAUACGAUACAAACGAUUUAGUAGUGGAUAGAGAAGAUACAAUUUCAUCGUCAGAGUCAACUGGUAAAAAGCACUCAACACAACCUACAAAUCAUACCGCCAGCAGUAAUGUGGUCGAUGAAUUUUUGCGUACAGCUCAUCUGUUUUUCAGUAAUAUGAACAGUGAAUUUUUAUGGAGAUUUAUUGAAAGUCAAUUCACUGACUUACUACUGAGGAACACGUCGAUGAAGCAGCAAGAAACUUCAUUGUCAUCAUCAGGUGUACAUGAGAAUUGGCAACAACCAGUCUUAAAGUUAUCAUUAAGUCAAUGGUGUUCAAUAGUGCAUUUCUUGUUGAACUGCUUACCAAUUGAUAUGUAUCCAAGUGUAUGCGGUCGUUAUCUACCCGAUUUAAUUACACACUUAAGCAGUUGUUUAAUUGAAAAGCUUCAAGUCAAUUAUGGAGAUAAUCAAAAUUAUCAUCAUGAUAUUCGAAAUACAUCAGAAAGUAAACUUUCACCAUCAGAAUGGGCUAGUAUAAUUGGUUGUCUAGAUACUAUUGUACAUCACAUACGAGAGUAUGCAGUGACAAUGCUUGAUCAAUUGUCAAUUCCAGUUAAUUUUAAACGUCAAACAGAGGAUAAUCAAAUUUCUGAAGAGUUAAUGAUUAUAGCAAAAGCUGUGGGUCGAUUUCGACGUUUUCUUGGCAUAUUUUGUGUGCAUGUUUUAAAUUUUUCACCAGUUAAGAUGAAUGAAUUUGUGCAUAAAAUCUGUAUUGACCAACACCAAGACGAUGUUUUCAUCAUAAAGGAGGAAUCGAAGGUAAACAGGGAAUGUACAAGUGCCAAUGAAAAAGAGACUGAUGGAAAAUUCCGUGUAAAGUAUGAACAGCAGUCAUUAUCUACGACAUCAUCAGUUAGUUUCAUUGAUCUUUUUGCACAAAUUUGUCGUCUCAUCGUGGAAAUGUCCAACUUCCCUUUGCCUAUAAUUCAUCAAUCCAAAAUGCUGUCAACAGUAAGAAGGAGAAAAUCAAUAGUAUCCAGUGAUUAUUCUGAUCCUUCAAAUAUUAGCUUCUUAGACCUUUUCGGUGGUGAACUUGCUCAACAUCCUGAAUCAGAUACUGAGCAAGGUGAAUUUAUUUUACCACAAUGGCUUGUUUGUCUGCUGUAUGCAUCAGCUGAAUUGGAUAAUUUCAAUAUAAAAUCAAUCGCUUUGUACACGUUAAUUGAAUUAUUCCAUGCAGCUGUCUCUAUUCAUGGUUGGAAUACAGAAUUUAAUCAUUCUAUGGAAAAGAAUAGUAACAACAAAAACAAUCAUGAUAAUCAUCAUCAGCCAGUCCAUAUGAACAAGAAUAAUAAUGAUGGUAAUGUUGUUAUUAACCAUGAUGAUAAUGGAAAUAACGAAGGUAAAUUAGACAGUCUGUUGGAAGAGAGUAAAAGCCAACAACAAGAACAACCAACGCAGAAUGGAAUGCGUUUAGUAUUUCCAGUAUUAAGUGGAGAAUUAAUGGCUUAUCUUUGUCAGAAAACAAAUUUAUUCACAUAUCUAGGUGUUUCACUGUGGAAUUAUCUCUCCCCAGAACAGUCUGCAUUUCAUGAAGAUACUGUCAGUUUAUUAGUACGUCUACAUCAAUUAGCUCCACCUUUGCCUAAAUCUACUUGUAGUGUUAAUUUUUCAACACCUGGUCCAUCAAAAUUUUCAUCUACUGUCAGUUCAUGUAUUGAAGGAUUUAUUCUUUCACAAAUGCUUUCAUCAAAUAUAGACACACAAAUAAAUGCACAUUCACGUUAUGCAUUAUUAUGGCAUUUAAUGAGAUAUUAUGGUUCACGAGUUCAAUCAAAUUCAGUAGUUCAACAAUAUAAUACUUUAAAUAAACGGAUCACGUAUCCACCUUCACAACAAGAUUCUUUUAAAAUGAUAAAUCCAUUUCCUAGUUCAAUAGCAGCUGUAUCCUGGAGACGUAGUUUUCUUGUUUCAUCUGGUGUUAAGAAAAUUGGUCUUGCUGAUGCUGCUUCAUCUCCUGGGCAAGGUUUAUAUGAUAUUCCUUUUUACAGAUGUACCCAAUUGUUACUGGAUCAUUUGGACUAUGACACUCCAUGGGGUCCAGUUGGUUCAAUUGGUUCCGUUGGCCUGGUUAACUCACAGACAUCUCAACUUAAUCCUAAUUUACAUACUCUGGGUAGUAGAUGUGAGGCAAAAGAAGACACUUGUGAAGAUUAUGGUCAAGUCGAUCAACCGAAUAGUUUUUGCAAUUCUAUUUUACGUGAACAAUCAGUUCUAUGGAUGGAGAAAGCUUUACAAACUGGCCAGGUGGAUCGUUUAAUAGCACCAAUCUUAGCUGCAUUAUUGCAUCCAACAACGGCUAGAAUCAGUCUUAAAGCCCACGUGUUAAAGCAUUGCUAUCAACAAGUUAAAGCAGUGAAACAAAGCAAAACGUCGUGUAAUGAUAUGAAUGAUGCAAUGACGAAAUCAGCUUCUACAAAAGAUACUGAUUGUGAACUCCCUUCAUAUGAAGAGGCUGUCAAUGAAACGUAUGAUGCGAAGAUGAAACGAUCGAGUUCUAAAUCGGAUUUUUCACACUCUAAUCAAACUGUGCAAUCAGAAAAAUUCAACAAUCUAAUUAAUUCAAUUCAUGCUAAAUUUCGUCGUCGUUGUUCUACAGAUGAAGAAGCUGUUGAUGACAAAAACUUAAAAGAUUUACACAAUACUAAACAACAAGCUGCUGAAGCUGUUCUUAAUUCUGUAUUAUCAAUGCGUUUAAUGCAAGCAGAAGAGGAUCACUCACCGUUAGAUUAUAUAACUGACUGGCAUCAAGAUUCUAAUUCACUUUCAAUGUUACCGGUUAAUGAACACUUAUUAGUUUAUCUACAGAAUUACGAUUCCAAUCAAGUUAUUUAUGCGUUUUCUCGUCUACGAGCAAUUCUGUGCAUAGCACCUGGUUUAUUUGUUCGUUCACUUGCAAUGUGUCCAAUCAAUUCAUUGUCGUGUUUCAAUUUCUAUGGUUUAAAUUUUAUUGAAUUACUAUCUAGACAUCGUCGUUCAUUAGGCGGUUGGAAUUUCUAUUUAGCUGCUAGUGUAGAUGAAUUAAAUUUUUCUUUACAAAUAUAUACAAACUUAUUGGAAUUAAUUAUAGAUUUAUGCUUACAAUAUAUGUGUAGUUAUCUGCCUUACAUUACCACAACAACAACAACAGCAGCAACUACAACUACUAUGGACACCACUAAUCCGGCUGAUGUUGCUUCUACACUUUCAAAUACAAAAUCAUCUGUAGACGGUAUCGACAAGACAACUGUUAACUUUGGUCAUCGUCACGGCUUUUCAAGACGUGAAUUUCGUGCUAAUCAAUUUGUACAAAAUACAGCUGCACAAAUUUUAGAAUUAAUUGUUAAGGAAUUGAUAUGUAUACAAGGUGAAUGUAUAAAUUCUUCUUUAUUGAAAGGGAAUGCUUCUUCCGGGAAUUUAUCAAAUGCUAAACAUCAUUCCUCCUCUUCAGGUGUACGAAAUUCAGAAUCCUUAUCAUCUUCAUCGAUGUAUUCAUCAUCAACACAUCCUGCUUCAUUACUACAUCAAGCUAGUGAACGUCGUCUUGUACAAAAUACAUUGUAUCGUACUUGUUUGCCAUCGGUGGUUCUCCAUUGUCUAGCCUCUUGUGUAACAAAAGUACAUUGGCCUAAAACUAAUAAAUUAUGGUCUGAUUAUACAACCUGUAGUGGAAUAAGGAAACUGCCUACCUGUUUACAAUUAGUUCUUGUGAAUGAUUUACUAUCCAACUUACCAAACACCUUCUAUACGACACAACUACAAAUUCUGUUGAAACUAUUCAAUAGAAUACUUCAUUUAAAGCCAUGGUACGGUUAUGCUGAUCGUAUGUCAGUAGUGAAGCAGAAUCCAUCAUCAUCAUCCUCAUCAUCAUCAACAGCAACAGCAACAACAACAGAGUUAUUCUACAACAGUUUAUUAUGGCCAGUCUUUCAAAAUAUUUUAUUGGAUAAUGAAUCAACCAGUUAUGAGUUACCAGUUAAUUUUAUCCCAGAUAUAUGGUCCAAGGCUUGUAAUAAACUGCCUAGACCGCUUAACUGUGAACCAUUGUUUCGUACGAAUUGUCUGACUGCACUUUGGUUUAUUCCUAAAUGUUCAAAUAUAGGCAGUGAAAGAGAUCAAGCUAGUUUAUUCACAGAAUUAUUGUCUAUUGGUUUAUCUUCACCGCCGGAACACCUAACCGAUUAUGCAAGUACUCCAAGCUUUCUUACAGCACGUUUAGAUUUACAUCCAUUGUGGUAUCGUUUUAUAUUUAAUAGUUUAUCGUAUUGGGGUUGGUUUGUUGGACCAUUGGUUCGUGUGACUAUGAAGCAAGUGUGUUUAAGUCUAAAUAAAUUCUCUGAUCGAGCUUUAAAUGAUAUACAACAGCGAAAUACUACGAGUUUAAAUAAAGAAUCACAAGUAUCCAGCAAUGCAGAAUGGAAUCUUAUACCACCUGAUUAUACUUUAAUUUCAUUGGCUUUAAUUCAAGGAAUUUGUCAUGCAUUUCUUCUCCCUGGAGGUAACGCUAUUCUGUCUGCACUGUCUUUAUCUCGUAAAGCACCUUCACUUCAAACAACCAAUUCAUUACGUGGUAAUCCACUCAGUGUUAGUUACUUGUCUGGUCUACCUGAUUCAAUUGAAUGCGCUGUAGAAAUUGCUGAAAUACUCAGUCAUCAUCAUAAAUUGAAUCCUGGAAAUUAUUCUAGUGGAAAUCCUACAACAGAAGUGACUAAUAUCGUUCCAGUAUUCGAUCCUUUAUUCCCGUCUCCUUUAACAGAGAACGUGGACAAUUGUUCAAAUAUAAUACAUCCAACUGGUGUCAAUGCCUCCAUGAAUGGUGCUGCAACUAAUGAACCAGCUGUUAUUUUAAAUUCUGGGAAUAAUGAAGAUAAACUUGAAACAAAAGAGGCUCCUAUUCAUUCUCCGAAUACAACUGUAAUCUUUCUCAAUCGUGUAAAAAAUUCUCAAAGCACCAAUAUCAAAGACGAUAUUCUAAAUCCUGAGUAUCAUCCGUUUAUUCAAGCUCAAUCAGAAUUACUACGUUUAAUGCCUGAUAUAUUCACUAGCCUAGCAACACUAUGGAAUGCAUUCAAUCAAUCACCGUUAAGUCAAUGCACAAGAACAAAUUUCUAUCAGUCAUCUGCUCUAUUGACAAAUCGUUAUCCAGAAAAGGAACACUGGCCAGCAUCAAUGAUUUCUGUCCCAUCUGAACGAUUGCCUUCACUGACUAGUCUUGGUUCAGCUGGUCUUGUACGCGGUGCUAUUCGUCGAUUGCUGAAACCUAUUGCUGCACAACAUCCAGACUUAAUUCUUAUGACUACAGCUGUAGCUUGGCCGAAUACAAUUUUUGACAAUGAAAAUGGUGGUCUCCUUUCUGGUUGUGAUAAUUUAUUGAACUAUGGCCCAUUGGAUAUGCUUAUACCUAUUCGAAUGAGAAAUGAUAGUGGAGCAUCGGACGUAUACUCAAUUCCUUUGCAUCAAAAACAGAUAAAUCUGUUGGAUUUAAUAAGUGGUCGAACAUACAAUGAUAGACAUUAUGGUCCAAUACUACCGGCAACAGUAUUAGUCAAUAAUUUACGUGAUUCUAUCCGUCGACCAAUGAAUAAUACAUUCUUGUCAACUGUAAUUAAUGCUGUUUCCAAUAGUACUACAGGCUUUUCAUUCCAAGAUGUGUAUGCGACAUCGGUCAGUAGUGGGAGUAAAAGUGUAAAUUCUAAUCCUGGGCUGAAUAUUAUUCGUGUACAGAUCAGUUUAUUGCACUUAUUCUAUGCAUGGCUUAUUAUGAAACCAGAUUUUAUAUCAGCUGAUUUAUUGCUUAUCUUGGUAAGAGAUUUAAUCAAUAUGCCAGUGAUGACGAAUUUUACGCCUCCCAGUAGUAAUAGCAGUACUACUACUACUUCUACUGCAUCAUCGACAACGGGUCUUCCACCGGUAGCAAUAUUCAUUCUCAUCAAAAUUUUUGGCAAGCUGUUGGACACAGCUACUUCUAGUGAUGAUAAACGGGAACAGAGGGAAUUACAGGAACUAUGUCAUCGACUUCUUGAAACGACAGCAUCUAUUGCAGCAUCUGCUUUGCAUCAACCUUCAUGGUUCCGUAAAACACUGCAAGUACGCCAACUUGAUACAGAUUUAAGCAGUACAACAGUGAAUUCCUCUGAUUUAUGCGAUAAUAUAUCUCUUCCUGGAUCUGAAAUUUAUGAGUAUUCUUUCAAAUCUGAUCGAAAUGGCAAUUCAAGUAAUUCAACUAAUUCACACUUCUCUACAAUACAACAAUCAAACAGUUCAGGAUACUCUACUAAAGAAGUGUUGUAUGAUAAUUUCAGCCCAACAUUGCAGUCAUCAGCAUCAUCUUCGUCAUUAUAUCAGUCAAAAUCGCGUCUUUCUUCAGUCAACAUGUUGACUAAUGAAAUAACACGUAUUCGAAUGCGUAAUGAUGUUACAAUACAAGCUAUAGAAUUAUUAACAGAGAAUAUGGCAAUAUUUUUAGACUUAGUCUACAAAAGUGAUGAAAAAGAUCGUAUAUCAACAUUUUUAAACAAUGUUUUAUGCAAUAUUUUCCCGUAUCUUCGAGUUCGAAUGUUGAGUAAUUCAGAUCAUUUUACUGUAGCAAGUAAAUUGAUUGCAUCUAUCAGUAGUUACCAGUAUACACGUAAAUCAUGGCGUCGUGAUGUUUUAGACUUAUUCUACGAACCAGUAUUCUUUCAAAUGACACCAGUUGCCUUACAGAGUUGGAAUUUAAUUGUUGAUAAUUUAAUGACACAGGAUAAAAGCACUUUUAAGGAGGCUUUAGCCCGUUUUGUAUUCACUCAACCGGGUGGCUUGAAUCUGUUUACAAAUAAAGAAACGGAAUAUGAACUUCGUGCUGCUUGUCUAAAGAAAUUAUCGUACUUAGUGUAUGCCAGCGAACCAGAUCAGUAUGCUAAAGCGAUGCCGGAUUUAUUGGAACGUCUUACCGAAUGUCUACGCUUAGGUCAAGGUAUUAUUCCCGUAGUUCAUGCUCAAGUGUUUCUCUUCGCUCGGGUUUUGAUAUCUCGUAUGUCAGCGAUACAAUUAACCUCCUUAUGGCCAAUUGUUGUACCAGAAUUGUUUCUUACAUUCAAAUCACUAUCACAGGCAAUACGAGAUUAUAUUUCUAAAAUCCAGUCAAAGAAAGUCAAAUCAGAUAUUUCUUCGUUAACAUUUUUGUCUGCAUCACAAAUGAGUUUAUAUCUUGGUGCAUGUAAAUUCUUAGCCACUAGUUUAUUGUGUCCAGAAAGUAAAGUACCACAAUUUUCUUAUUAUCAAUGGGCAUUUGUUAAGAACUUCACUCUUGAUGAUGUCAGUAAUCAGGAGAAUAUUGAAAAUGCUAUUGGACCAAACAAUCAUAAAAUGCCAUCGUUUGUUCCUCUUCUUGCCGAUGUUCUCGCACAAAUUGAAAAUUUACAAGAAGUGGACAUGUCGAAUGGGAUUGAUAUGACAUCUGCAGGAAAUACCUGCACACUAUAUCAAGGUUGUUUCAGUCUACUGGCUUUAGAUAAACUUGUCAAUAUUUUUGCGCUUAAACCAUUUCUAGAAAGUUUGAAGAAUAACUCAAAUCUUGAAUCGUCAUCAUCAUCAUCACCAUCAUCACAAAAGGUGCCAAUGUUCACUGAAUGUCAACUAAAUGAUACUUUCCUUCUUGAAUUGGCGUUAGAAGCAUCUCUUGCUCAAGAAUUCCCAGAGACAAUUGCAUCACGAUAA